CAUCAUUGUAGCUCUAAUACUUUGCAUUAUAAAUAUUGAAUGAAUGACCAUGUAGCUUAACCUAAUUAGAAACUUGUCUCAUGGUGACACUAGUUUUUCCACUGCUACUUUAAUUAUUUCCAAUAGGAUUUUUCAUCUAGAUGUAUUAAGUAGGCAGUCUGUAAGUAGACUGGCUUAUUAUUUGCUUAACCUGCAAUAUCUGUGCCUCUAUGCUUAGGCAAUUUAAAUUAAAAUGUUUCUGCAUGUGUUAAGGUUGACACUUCUGUUUUCUUUUCCUCCCUUCGUUUUACAUACAGCUUCUGGGUUGUUAGUAGCAGAAAUCAAAUUAAGUUAGCCAAAGCGAAAGGAAUUUUGUCAGGAAGAGCUGGAGUACAUCUGGGCCAAUAGAAACCUUUAAGGAUCCUCUUUCCAUUGCUUUUUGUUGCUUGUCUCUGUUCAUCUGCUUUUUUUUUCACUUUGACUGCUUUUUCAGCCCUAUAACACUGUGACAUCCCCACAGCAGUUACAGCUCUGGCCAGCAACUGAGAGACAGACUGUCUCUCUGUUCCAAUUUUUUAUUUUCCAAAAUUAGAAUGUCAUUGGAAAGGUUGGGCCAGAUGUCAGCCUCUGGCCAAUCAGCCCCAGAGUGGUGGGGAAGAUGUUGGCAUGGCCAUUUCAUUCAGACAUGGUGCUGGGGUUGGCCUUUCGAGUUAAGGAAUAGACCCGAGAGAAGGGAGUAUAGCUGUGAUCAGAUAGCCAAACGAGCAUCUGCUGUCCUCUUAUGAGACUAAGACCUGUUGAUCUGGAGCCUAUAGUUAAGAAAGAUGCAGUGCAUAGUUGUGCCAGACCCCUAUCAACUCCAGUGGGGAUGCCAGCAGAUUCAAGAGGCUGAAGAAGAGACCUAGAGCUAGCAGAUGAGACAUGGGGUUUUGUUGGUGGCUUAUAUACAGGGGAGAGAGUCCAGUGGCGGUGGGUUGAGCAGGAGAACCACAACUGCAUACAAAAGGCAUGCAGUUGACAUAGCAUUUUCACUUAUCGCCCUCCCCCUAACAACUGCCACUUGCCAGCCUUCACUUAAUCCAAAACAAAGGGCCUUGAUAUCCUGUAGAGCCUGCAUUCCACGGGACUGGAUGGGUGCUCAAGUGUUCCUCAUAGAUAAGGAAUAACUCUCUGGGUUGGCCACUCUCAGAUACCUUAGCUUGGAACUCUGAACACACAUUCAGGUAAAUCUACCAUACAGGUUCAUUCUCAGUCACAUUAUUGCUGUCAGGUGUGCCUGCCAUACACACAGAGCUGGGUAGAAGUGAAGGGCGUAGCAAGCCUUGCCAGAUCUUAUACUAAUUAUGUGUAGGCCACAGUAGUGGAAAUGUUCCUCUAAGUUGUUUACAGUCCUGACUUUAAUUGGUUCACAGAUGCUUCCUUUAAUAUAGAAUGUUCAUCUUGAUUUAAGUGACAUGGAAAUUUAUUAAAACGGUGGGUUUGUAAUGGUUGUUGUCUCAUGGAUACUUUAUAGUAGUCAUCACAAAUACGUUUAAGAAAAUUAUGUACACGAUUCUGAUCUUGCCUGAGAAAAAUGAGAGGAAUAAGACUUGAAAUAAAUUAUCUUUUUAUUCUAGAGACACUUUCAUACAGUUGACAUUCCUUUGUGCAGGAAAUGGAAACAUUAAAAUGACAGUGAGAAUAACUUACAGUGAUAAUUGUCAGAUUGUAGCUAUGAGUUGACUGGUGAAACAAACACACAAAGCCCCUUCGUUCCAACUUCUGUUCCCCAGUGGGCUUUAUGUCCCUGCUUCCUCCAUCCAGCCACUCCCUUCUGGAUGUAGUUGGAAAAGUGGAGAAGGCCCAGGAGUCUGCAGGAUGGGAACAAACCACCAGACCUGCUGUCUCCUAACCUUGGUGUUUUGGGGGAGCCUUGCAGCUAUCUUACAAAUCUGUGUAAAUUUUAAAUGUUCCUCCUUUUAGUUUCUUGAAAAGAGCUUCUGCCAAGGUGGAAGCAGAGAAUAGCUGUGUUAAUGUAGCAACGUGGGCCAUCAUUGAGAACAUACAGGUGCUGAUUAAUCCAGAGUUAGAAAAUACAAUUGAAAAUUGAAAUUCUGUGAUCCUCAAUUUCUUUUAAGCAUUGAUACUAGCUAAAUGCAGGAAAUCUGCUUAAGGAUAUUAUAUGUUUUCUAUAUGACUUUGAAGUUAUUUGACAAUUUGUGGACUAAAACUCAUGAAUAUGUUUUACAAACUAAUUUUUGCGAACAAAAAAUACAUUUAAUUUCUGCAAGCUGUUUUUUGCUAAUCUGACAGUGUAGGGUUCAAGCAGAAAUGGGAAUGAAUGUGGAGGAUUCAGAACUUUUAAGAAAACAAGUAACUAAAUUGGUUGUCUUAUAAAUAAAGAUCCUGCAGAUAACAUUAACUUGGUUUGAAAAUGAGAGAUGCGGUUUAAUUAGUAUGCUAUUUUCUAACUAGUUCGUUUAAAAAUAUUUCUCAAGCGUAUCUCUGGGGUCUAUUAGAAUGGUGCUAGUUGAAUUGAGCCAGCCCUAAUAUGGCCUCUGCAGAAUACUCAUUUGCUUAUUUAUACUCUGCCUCUUUCCAAAAAGAUUUGAAGAGUCUGACUUUAUAAAAUAGGAAACCUAUAAGUACUUGUACAUCACUCUUAAAUUCCUGGAGGUGAUGUGAAUUUCAUUACAACCAGAGUCUGUGUUGCAGCCCUUUCCCUUUGUGGAGUGUUUAGUGGGCAAUUCCUUUAUGACCAUUCCUGUCUUUCCCUUAGUCCCUCUAACUUUUAUGUUUAAAAUUUGAAAAAUCUGCAGAUAGAUGAACUCUUUCUUCUGUUUCUAGGUACAAUGGUGCUUUACCCAAUGGCGAUAGAGGACGGAGGAAAAGUAGAUUUGCCCUCUACAAGCGGCCCAAGGCGAAUGGCGUCAAACCCAGCACGGUCCAUGUGAUUUCCACGCCCCAGGCGUCCAAGGCUAUCAGCUGCAAAGGUCAACACAGCAUAUCCUAUACUUUGUCAAGGAAUCAGACUGUGGUGGUGGAGUACACACACGAUAAAGAUACGGAUAUGUUUCAGGUGGGCAGAUCAACAGAAAGCCCUAUCGACUUCGUUGUCACAGAUACAAUUUCUGGCAGCCAGAACACAGACGAAACCCAGAUCACACAGAGCACCAUAUCCAGGUUCGCCUGCAGGAUCGUGUGUGACAGGAAUGAGCCUUACACAGCACGGAUAUUCGCCGCUGGAUUCGACUCUUCCAAAAAUAUAUUCCUUGGAGAAAAGGCAGCAAAGUGGAAAAACCCUGACGGCCACAUGGAUGGGCUCACUACGAAUGGCGUCCUGGUGAUGCAUCCACGAGGGGGCUUCACCGAGGAGUCCCAGCCCGGGGUCUGGCGUGAGAUCUCCGUCUGUGGAGAUGUGUACACCUUGCGAGAAACCAGGUCGGCCCAGCAACGAGGAAAGCUGGUGGAAAGUGAGACCAAUGUCCUGCAGGACGGCUCCCUCAUUGACCUGUGUGGGGCCACUCUCCUCUGGAGAACAGCAGAUGGCCUUUUUCAUACUCCAACUCAGAAGCACAUAGAAGCCCUCCGGCAGGAGAUUAACGCCGCCCGGCCGCAGUGCCCCGUGGGGCUCAACACCCUGGCCUUCCCCAGCAUCAACAGGAAAGAGGUGGUAGAGGAGAAGCAGCCCUGGGCUUAUCUCAGCUGUGGCCACGUGCACGGGUACCACAACUGGGGCCAUCGGAGCGACACGGAGGCCAACGAGAGGGAGUGUCCCAUGUGCAGAACUGUGGGCCCCUACGUGCCUCUCUGGCUUGGCUGUGAGGCGGGAUUUUACGUAGACGCAGGACCGCCAACUCAUGCUUUCACUCCCUGCGGACACGUGUGCUCGGAAAAGUCUGCAAAAUACUGGUCUCAGAUCCCGUUGCCUCAUGGAACUCAUGCAUUUCACGCUGCUUGCCCUUUCUGUGCUACGCAGCUGGUUGGGGAGCAAAACUGCAUCAAAUUAAUUUUCCAAGGUCCAGUUGACUGACACCCUUGACAACCAUCUAUGACUUUAUUAACAGGUUACUGUGAAGAUUUUGCCACUAACUCUAGAUUUUGCCUUUUUGUAAUGCUGUUUAUUAGGGGAGGGUGACUAGGGCUGGGAAUAGGGAGAGGGGACACAUGAUGAAACAUGGCAGGAGUGUAACAGAUACCAAUGGUGUUUUGCAUGCUCAGAACAGCAGCAUUGUCAUUGAAGUCUGCUUGAUUAAACCAUCAUAAUAUCUGUAAUAAUUGGAUUUAAAAUGCCAUGCUUUUAUUUUUAACCUUGGGUUUUUAACCAAGUUUGUUUCUUGUAAUCUUGGACAAGACUUUAAAUCAUAUUUUAUAGAUGUAGAAGAAAUUAAUUCAAAAGUGAUGGGCUCAUGAAGUUCAGCCUUCAGUGCAGUGUGGUGUAGGUGUUACCGGAAGGGCACACAGUGUCUAGAAAUACUUGAUCAUGGCUCAGACCUGACCAGACAGCAGAGGGGCAGCUCUGUACAGUGUGACUGGUGGACAGAAGGCCGUAGGCACAGGUGGUUUUGAAAUCUGGGGCUUCUUCCAGAUUUAUUUUUCUGACUUGUUGGUGGAGAGAAUACUCAUAUCUUGUGGGCUUUUUUUUUUUUUUAACUUCAAUCGAAUUUACUUUAGAUACUCAUUCAUCAAAUACAUGGCACUUCUCAAAGAAUUUUCUAUAACUUUUUAGCCUUCUUUUUGUUACUUCUGCCUAAUAUGAUUUGCCCCUGAUACUCAUCUUGCACGGCCAGACUGUUUGGUUGAUUAAAAUAUAUCAGCUCUUAAAAACUCAUUAACUGAGAGUAAUUACAGUAGUCGACAUGAUCUGGGUAUUACACGACCACGUUUAUUUGCUGACUGAAUUGUUGAAGAUUUAAGAAUGAUUAAAAAUAAGCUUUGACUUUUUAAAAUCACUUGGGGUUUUUACAGGCUUGGGAUUUUUCUUUUUUGUUGUUAAGAAAGCCAAAUUCUGUGAGCCUAAAAGCAACCAGUCACAGUGUUACAGUCAUUUUUGUGCACUCCCUUUUCACCAUCUGUCACCUUCCCUUGCAGCUUAAGGAGCCGUGUAAGUUUUGAAAAUGUUUGCAAAUCAAACUCAAUUUAAAUGGGAUCAUUAGAUAUACACGACACCAAGUGGUCCAUCUGCAGAGAUAAUUCAAAAUUCCCAAUUUUGAGAGAGCAAAUGAUCCCAUUUAAAUCGCUGAGGAAUAAUUAAAUCAGAAUUUCAUAUGAGCUCCACCAUUUCUCUGUUACUUUAAUUUUAUUUGGAUUAAUAAUUCUUGGAUGCUUGGCACCAGUCAUAUCGCUGCUUCCAGAAUGUAAAGAUCCUUUAGGACCUGAGACUGGUUGGAGCUGGCUGAGAUAAAAUAAAACCCUGCCACAUGGAGUAAGUAUUUAUUUAAACUAAUGUUCUCUUAAUUUGACCAUUGCAGAUUUGGGUGAUUUUUUUUAACCUUUGUAAAUAUACGUAAUUUAUAUGAUUCUAAUGUACUAUAUCCAUACUUGAAUUGGUUUUUUCAUACUUUGCCUGCUGGCAAAUAUUUUGCCUAUUUUCAGUUGUUCUAACCUAUUUGAAUACUCUCUGAAAAUGAUACGAUAUAUUACUCUUGAUUGCUGCUGCUUACUUUGAUGUAAUAUUUUUAAAGUUCAGCCUCUCAGUUUUAAAAUAGCUUUAUUUUUCAAGGGACAUCAUUGUGUAGGAUGAGGCAUUUUUGGUUUUGGUUUUGUUUGGGUAAAUUUUAAGUGAUGUGAAAAUCUGACAACAGUCCUCUUAUGGAUAGCUUGCUGUAUUUGGUAGAGCUUACUCUGCCUGCAGACAGAAAAUGAAAGAAAAAAAUGGACUUGCCUAGAAUAAUAUAUUGAGUGCCCUUUGAUUUAGCCACAGCCUCUGAUGAUUAGCUUUCACUGAUAGAGUAGGUCUUUUCACCCUGUAAUUCCUUGUGCUCCGAAGAAUGACAAAGGAGGCACUCAUUCCCUUUCCUUGGUAUAUGCCUAGAAAGUGGUUGAAGCAUUCUUGAUGCCCUAAAAGCAUCUUGUAAGCUAAAUGGUCUUGCAUCCAGAAAGGCCAGAUUUUACCUACCAAGUAAAAAGAUAUUUUUCCAGAGAGUUAGGUGUAUCAUAAUUUCCCAUUUCAAGUUCUGUUCUUAAGCUUACUCAUUCUGCAAUGUGACAUAUCCCCUAAAAUGAAGUCACCUUCCAAGUUGGACACAUGCCAUAAUUCAGCUUAAAUGUAAGCUGAAAUUUGGGUACUAAUUUCCCAGCUCUUAGAAGGGGUAACAGUGAACCGCCCUCUAUGGGCUCCACAUCUUUUCCUUUGGCUUCCAAAGCGAGGUCCCGCCCACCCUGCCUAAGGAACUGCAGAGAGGUGGCAAGUCAGCAGAAAGGACGCCAGGCUGUUCAUGGCCUCUUGUAGGAAGAUCCCUUUAAUUUUUUUUUUUUCAGAGUUGAGUUUGUGAGAAUAAAGACCUCUGUAACUCACCAAGGCAGAGAAAUACAGUUCAGAAAAGUAAUGUCUCCAAGGUCACUUAUUUUUUUAUGUCUUGCUUGCCAUCACUUUAAAGGACUAGCCCCACGCCCCCAUGUGUACACAUAAGGAAAUUGCAGAACAAUUCGUUGUCCUGGCCUGACUCUAACGUCGUUUGCAAGUAGCUUCCCAGAAGUAAAAUCCCCAGUGAUGUAUUCCCAUAGAAAUAUUUUUCAGUUGUUUAUGUCGUUUACUACAAAAAAAUGAUUCAGAGUGGAUGGAGUACAACUCUGAGUAUUUUUCUAGUCCGGAAUUUUUUAUUAAUGAUCGGUGCUGCCGGGUCAUGCAUGCUGCAACUCUCAACAUUUCCUUUAUUUGGUUCAGCUUUUAGCAAAAAGGGCUACAGUUCACCCUGCAGAGUAAGUAUUAAGGUUUCUGGAUUUUUUUUUCCCCAACUGUGGCCCAAAAGAAUUAAAAUCCGUUAAUAUAAAUAGAGAGCAUAUUUAUCAUUCCUCAAUAGUUAAUUAUAGACUUUGGUACCUUUGUGCCUCAGGGAAGCCACGUGAUAUAACUGGUUAUAGAAUUUCAGGGCUAGGGUUUAAAGAAAGGAGAAAGCCAUUGGAAAAAUGAUGGGCUCCAUUAAGGAGACUAAUGAAUCUGGAUGCAGAAAUAUGCCAGAAACUGGCAUAAACAUGAUUGUAGUAGAAUUUAUUUUCCAGUACCAAUAAGGAAAUUAUUUUAAGUUAUUACAUAUACUGUAUUGGGAAAGUUGAGGAGAACUCUUUUCUUCUUAAAGCUUCAAUGUCUUUUUUUUUUUUUUCCGUGGAAAAACUCAAAUCUGUUAUUUGGGAGCUCAGUAUUGUGUGGGCACUGUGGAGAGUUUUCUACUUAAUUGAAGUGUAAUACAGGUUACAGAAUUGUUACCCACAGUUGUAUGGUUUUGCUCCAUUUCUUUUCGUUAUUAAAGUCAUUCUGUUCCUUAGAUGUGUUUGAAAAGGUGUGUGAUGACACCAUUGUUAAUGCUGGGUAAAAACUAGCUAUCUUCUUGCAGUCUUGCCUCAUAACAGUGGAAUUUCUGAUAGACAAACCACAGGACUUUGACUUUAUGCCAAAUCCAGCUCCGUCCCUUUACUGUCAAUCUUCUAUCCCAGUAGUGUAGCCUUUGUGGCUUAGGGUAUGAUGCUUCUCCUUCUGUGCUGAAAAAGCACAGCUCUGUUACCAUUUCGUUACCACUCAAAGGCCAAUGAGACAACUUCAGAAUCUUUUUAAAAGAAUGCAAGCAUCAUUGAAGCAGUAACACAAAAAGAAGGUUCAGUAUUUUCUUUUUAGUAAAACUUACAUCCUUUCAAAUAAGUUUUUGCCCUCAUGAAGAAUCCCUAGAGGAAGGUAAGGAAAAUAUUUUACAGUAGUACUUGACAGUUUCUAAACAUGUUUCUGAACAAAUGAACUCAAUGAAAGGAAAGAUGUUUCUUUUUAGUUGAGAUGACAGAUUGCUUCUCUGUAUUAAAUAGUCUAGAAGUUAAGGGGAUGGUCACAUUUACCAUGUAUUGUGUUAUGAGCAGUUCAAUUUUAUGAAUAUAUUUGUAAAAUUGUUGUUUUAUAUUUCAUGUCAAAUUGAAAAGUUUAUUUCUUCACUAUUGUACCUGUGGAAAUACAAGCCAUUUUACAGGAAAAAUAUCUUCAAAAACUAUUAAAUGGAUUUCAGUCUGUUUGUGA
Cebus imitator (Panamanian white-faced capuchin) is the source of this 8176-nucleotide messenger RNA. It is a transcript of the gene PELI2, whose product is annotated as pellino E3 ubiquitin protein ligase family member 2. Lineage: Eukaryota; Metazoa; Chordata; Mammalia; Primates; Cebidae. The record is from RefSeq and is a predicted model, not a curated record. The transcript is spliced from 5 exons. Gene Ontology annotation, molecular function: protein binding; ubiquitin protein ligase activity. Bases 3029 to 3991 code for a protein of 320 amino acids. Gene Ontology annotation, biological process: protein polyubiquitination; regulation of Toll signaling pathway.